Molecule: messenger RNA, 606 nt
Organism: Lottia gigantea (owl limpet)
Lineage: Eukaryota; Metazoa; Mollusca; Gastropoda; Lottiidae
Exons: 4
Biological process (GO): protein phosphorylation; telomere maintenance; DNA damage checkpoint signaling
Cellular component (GO): nucleus
Molecular function (GO): protein serine/threonine kinase activity
Source: RefSeq, a predicted model, not a curated record
AUGGCUAAAUUCCAAGCAUCUAUAGAAGACGACAACUUUGCCAUUGAUUUGAUUAAUGAACUAGUCAAAUCCUUUCUAGAAGCAACUGAACCUAGGAUACAAGAUUGUUCAGCGUUUGCUCUACAAGAAUUGAUUCAAGAAUAUGAAAUAGCUGUACAAAAAGUGACUGGUGUUAUUACUGGUAAAUUAUGGCAGCGUUUACCAGAGCAUGUCCAUGAGAUACUCAAUCCUCUACUGACUUCAAGAUAUAGAUUAAAUACUGCAGCUAAUUGGUCAGACCUACCUAAACCUAUUUAUAGAAGUUGUAAAGGCAGUAAUUUUAAAGAUUGGGUCAGUAAUUGGACAGGAUUUCUCAUUUCUAAGGUGAAACAUCCUAAAGCACAGCGUGUAUUUCAAACCUGUAGUGCUACAAUUAAAUAUCAUAUACAUGUAGCAUUAUAUAUAUUACCUCAUGUUACUAUACAAGUUUUACAAGAUGGUGUAGAGAAAGAUAUCAAUGAGGUAUUUAGUGAGAUAAUGGAGGUUUUAACACAAGUUAAGAAACCUGAUACAAGACAUGGUAGUGCUAGUGAUUUCAGACAUAUGAGUGCUCAGACCAUAUUCUCU